Messenger RNA from Musa acuminata subsp. malaccensis (wild Malaysian banana), 3074 nucleotides. Its product is annotated as sporulation-specific protein 1. The record is from RefSeq and is a predicted model, not a curated record. NCBI's taxonomy places the organism in Eukaryota, Viridiplantae, Streptophyta, Magnoliopsida, Zingiberales, Musaceae. Gene Ontology annotation, molecular function: protein kinase activity; protein serine/threonine kinase activator activity; ATP binding. Gene Ontology annotation, biological process: protein phosphorylation.
ACGUCCCCCUCUCUCUCUCUCUCCUCUCCCAGCUUCGCAAGCCCUCUUUUCGGUUGCUUGGCUUCGGAGCGCCGUUCAGCGGCUCGUACGGACGACACACCGUCCACCGCCACCUCAGCUCUGGGUAUUUCCCACCGCUCCCCUUUCUCUCGCUCGCUCGAUCCGACCGCUCGUCCGCACGCCCCGCCUUCCCCCUUCCUUGCGGCCCCGUUUCCUCUUUUUAUUGGGGCGGUAGUCAACGGGGAGGGAGAGAGCGACUGACGAUCGGGGGAGAGGAGAGGGGGAAUGGGGAGGAACGGGAGCGUGAGGCGCAGCUACUCGGCGUCGCCGACGGACUACAAGCUCCUGGAGGAGGUCGGGCACGGGGCCAGCGCCACGGUGUACCGGGCGAUCUACGUCCCGGCCAACGAGAUCGUCGCCGUCAAGCGGCUGGAUCUUGAUCGCUGCAACAGUAACCUCGAUGACAUAUGGCGGGAAGCCCAAACAAUGAGCUUGAUAGACCACCCGAAUGUAAUAAGCGCUUAUUGUUCAUUCGUUGUUGAACGAUUCCUUUGGGUGGUCAUGCCAUUUAUGGCUGAAGGCUCGUGCUUGCACCUGAUGAAAUUUUCAUAUCCAGAUGGAUUUGAAGAACAUGUUAUAUGUUCAAUUCUUAAAGAAACAUUAAAAGCUUUAGAGUACCUUCAUAGACAUGGGCAUAUACAUCGUGACAUCAAGGCUGGGAAUAUCCUCCUUGAUAAAUCUGGUGUGGUGAAGCUUGGAGACUUUGGUGUUUCAGCAUGCAUGUUUGACAAAGGUGACAGGCAACGUGCAAGAAAUACUUUUGUAGGGACACCAUGCUGGAUGGCUCCUGAGGUGUUACAACCAGGAAGUGGUUAUGAUUUUAAAGCUGACAUCUGGUCGUUUGGAAUAACUGCACUGGAAUUGGCACAUGGUCAUGCUCCAUUUUCAAAAUAUCCUCCAAUGAAGGUUCUCUUGAUGACUCUCCAAAAUGCACCUCCUGGACUUGAUUAUGAUCGUGAUAAAAAGUUUUCGAAGUCUUUUAAAGAAAUGAUUGCAAUGUGCUUGGUUAAAGAUCAAACAAAGAGACCGACGGCGGAAAAAUUGUUGAAACAUUCAUUUUUCAAGCAUGCAAAGCCUCCUGAGAUAUCACUGAAAAGCAUUUUAUCUGAUCUUCCACCACUUUGGGAUCGUGUGAAAACACUCCAGCUUAAGGAUGCUGCACAACUAGCUCUCAAGAAAAUGCCAUCAUCUGAACAAGAAGCAAUAUCACAGAGUGAGUAUCAAAGAGGUGUUAGUGCAUGGAACUUUGACAUCGAGGACUUAAAGGCUCAAGCAUCAUUGAUUCAAGAUGAUGAUGACAUUUCUGAAAUGAAGGAAGAUGAAGAAACUAUGAGAGCUUUUGUUGUCAGCAAGGAUCCAUCCACAUCGAGAUCGAAUUCUGAAAAGUCAAUGUUUAACAACAAAACCAUUCCUAGAGAUUGUACUCAUGGAACAGAAUUCUCAGAGGCAAAGUGUUCAUCAAGAGAUGAAGUAUUGCAAACAGAGUUAGUGGAUACCAGUAAUCAAGAAAGGUUUGAUGGACAUGACAAUCACAGAUUAGAAAACAAUUUAGCACCACAAACAUCAAAGCAUGAUUCAGUGUGCAACCAAGGGAAAGUUGAAGUUGGAAAGAAACAACAAACUUAUAGUGGUCCACUUUUACCUUCUGGUGUGUCUGCCAUCUCAUUGUCAGAAAGAGGGCUCACCUCAGAAAGGACUGAAAGUGACAAUCAGCAAGGAACUGAGAAAUAUAAACGUGAUGCACGCAAAAUCACAAACUUUAGUGGCCCACUGAUGCUCCCAAACCGUGCCUCAGCUAACAGCUUAUCUGCUCCCAUGCGGUCUUCAGCAGGUUGUGGAGACUUAUUGGAGGACAAGAUUAAGCCUAAUGUGGUUCAAAUAAAAGGCCGGUUUUCAGUUACGUCGGAAAAUGUGGAUCUUGUAAAAGACUUACCACUAUCUAACAUUUCAAGAAGGUCAUCCCAGGGAUCUUCUUCCAUGAGAAAAUCUGCCAGUGUUGGUGAUUGUUUAGUUCAACCAAAACCAGCACCACCUGGUCAACAUCCAAAGGAAAUUAGCAACAGUAAUCCAAAGGAAUUUGGCAACAGUUCAGUACCUGCUUCCAUUGUCAUGCCCCACCUUCAGAAUCUUUUCCAACAAACAUCUUUUCAACGAGAUCUUCUUAUGAGUCUGUUGAAUAGUUUGCAACAAAACGAGAUAGUUGAUGUGUUCCCAAGUGGAAUGCCUUCCCAAACUCAAAAUUUGAAGAAUGAGAAGUUGUUGGAUGCUGCAUACACUGAAAGAGAGCGACUACUGCUAAGUAAAAUCUUAGAGCUACAAGCCAGGAUGAUUGGUCUAGCUGAUGAGCUGACUGCAGCAAAACUGAUUCAUUUUCAGUUGCAACAAGAGUUAAAUGCAUUGUAUUGCCAAGAAGAAGUAGAAGAAGAAGGAGAAGAAGAAUAUAGGAGGAAUGAAGAAAUAGAGGAAACCUGAUUAGUCCGGAGAAAUUCUGGGACAAUUUGUUGUGCAGAUAUAAAGAUAUUUCUGGCUGAGAUCUUCCUCGUACUUUGUUUGUUGACUAACCUCGCUUAAGAAGAUCUAAUAGAAAGAGCCACAGAAGUGAUCGGUUACUUGGCCACAACUCAAGACAGCAUACAGUUCUAGCUGGCUGGGGAUUUGAUUUGUCAGUGAUGGGGUCCAGAUUUUGCUUCGCUCUCACAAGGACGCCCAACCCACUUGUAAAUGGUCGGUGUCAACUUAGCUCUCGGGUGAUGUCAUUUUUGUGAAUUCAUUUGUUUGUAAUUUGGUAAUUGUCACUUUGUGGAGAACCCAUGGGGGGACACACCUUACAAUUAAAUCUGCGGCACGACAAGCGGCUCACUCUCUCUUUUUUCAGGCUCUUGUUUGCUGCUGUGAUUGCAUGAACAUUUAUUUGAAGUUUGACAUUUAGGGAUCAACGAGCAGGUAACUGCUUUUACAGUCUAUUUACUGUGCUGGAUGUUAUUGAGAUAAUAUAGUAAUCAUAUUUGUCUUCA